AUGGCCACAACCUACAGUCCGAUGCACUCGCAGGACUACCCCUUGGGAAGUGAGGUGCUGAACGCGACUAAGCUGGCGGCAUCGAUCGACACGGACCUAGCCAUGGUCUCUCGCUACUUCACGGACGCGCGCACCUACUACUCACAGUACUACGGUGUCCCCGUGGCGAAGUAUGCAGCCAAGAACAACGUCAAGCUGCACCUGGGCGUGUUCAUGACGACUGAGUCCUGGCAGUCGGCUGAAAUCGACAACGCUGUUGCCGCCGUGAAGAACUACCCGGGCACGGUGAAGACAAUCCUCGUGGGCAAUGAGAACCUGGCGACCGGUACGAAAGCGGCCGAUAUCCUCAAGAUCGUUUCCACCAUCAAGACGCGCUUGGGUGGCAAGCUUGCGGCUACCAUCAAGUUUGGCACGGUGCAGCGCAUCGCCGAGUACUUGGACUCUGCCUACGACACGGAGACUGCUAGCUUGGCAGCCAACUUGGACAGUCUGGGUGUGAACAUCUACCCGUUCUUCGACAGCGGCUACAAUGCCAAUAGCCCGGUCGCGAUCUUGGACUCGGCCUGGAACGCCAUGGCCAAGAAGUUUUCCUCAAAGAAGAUGGUACUUUACGAAACGGGCUUCCCUACGGCUGGCGCUGCUUCGACUCUUUCCGGUGUGACGCCGUCACUGUCCGAGUCGAUCAAGUACUACAAAGCUGUGGCCAACUGGGUGCCCAAGACCGCUACCAGUGUCAGCUCUGCCCCUCUCAAGUUCUGGUUCUCGUUCUUCGACCGUCGGGCCGACGACAACUCCAUGGGUACGGUGGAGCUGGAGAAGCACUUCGGACUGUUCACUUCCAGCCGCCUGAAGAAAUGCAAAGACUCGGACUACCCGCGCGUGUUGGCGAGCUCGACCAAGUCGGCUACGCAGCAGAGUUUCCUCCGUGGACUGUAG
This is a messenger RNA of Phytophthora sojae, 936 nucleotides long. RefSeq names its product glycoside hydrolase family 17-like protein. The record is from RefSeq and is a predicted model, not a curated record. Lineage: Eukaryota; Oomycota; Peronosporomycetes; Peronosporales; Peronosporaceae. The coding region runs from base 1 to 936 and encodes 311 amino acids. The transcript has a single exon.